This is a messenger RNA of Quercus lobata, 1502 nucleotides long. It is a transcript of the gene ATSPO11-1, whose product is annotated as Spo11/DNA topoisomerase VI, subunit A protein. Bases 24 to 1109 code for a protein of 361 amino acids. Lineage: Eukaryota; Viridiplantae; Streptophyta; Magnoliopsida; Fagales; Fagaceae. Gene Ontology annotation, cellular component: nuclear chromosome. The transcript has 15 exons. Gene Ontology annotation, molecular function: DNA topoisomerase type II (double strand cut, ATP-hydrolyzing) activity; ATP binding; DNA binding. The record is from RefSeq and is a predicted model, not a curated record. Gene Ontology annotation, biological process: meiotic DNA double-strand break processing; reciprocal meiotic recombination; meiotic DNA double-strand break formation.
ACACAGUCACAGAAAGAAAAAAAAUGGAGGGAAACCGUGGGAGCUCACAGCGCUGCGCUUUGUUACGAAAAAUCAGAGAGUUCACUCGAGCUAUAGUACAAGAUCUGAGCAUCGGACGGUCACCGAUCGUUCUCAUCGAUCGGUUCAGAGUUCACUGCACGAAUCCUCAAGCAAACUGCUGUUGCAGCUCUGUUUUGCCAAAUGGGAAGGAAAUUCUCACACUUCAAAGGGAAAACCAUGUGCAUAGGCUCGAUGUCUUGCUAAGAGUGCUAUUGAUUGUUCAGCAACUUCUGCAAGAAAACCGGCAUGGGUCCAAGAGAGAUAUAUAUUACAUUCAUCCAUCUGUAUUUUCAGAACAGUCAGUUGUAGACCGGGCAAUCAAUGACAUUUGCAUCCUUAUGCAAUGCAGUCGCCACAAUCUAAAUGUGGUUUCUGUGGGCAAUGGGUUGGUGAUGGGCUGGAUAAGAUUCUUAGAAGGUGGAAGGAAGUUUGAUUGCAUAAAUCGUCCUAACACAGCCCACCCCAUCCCUGUUCAAGUUGAAGAAGUCAAAGACAUUGUUAGUGUUGCUGACUACAUUCUAGUUGUGGAGAAGGAAUCAGUAUUUGAGCGAUUAGCUAAUGACCGGUUCUGCAAUGCAAACCAUUGCAUUGUCAUCACUGGAAGAGGCUAUCCAGAUAUCCCCACCAGAAGGUUUUUGCGGCUGCUCAUUGAAAAGUUGUGUCUACCUACCUAUUGUUUGGUUGAUUGUGAUCCAUAUGGCUUCGACAUUCUGACCACAUAUCGGUUUGGUUCAAUGCAAAUGGCCUAUGAUGCAAAGCAACUGCGUUGCCCAGAGGUAUGCUGGCUUGGAGUUUUUCCUUCAGAUUCUGAGAAAUACUGUCUUCCACAGCAAUGUUUCCUUCCUCUGACAGCAGAAGACAAGAAGAAAGCUGAAACUAUGCUAAAUAGAUGCUACCUGCAAAGAGAAGUCCCAAGAUGGAGGUUGGAACUAGAGUUGAUGCUGCAAAGAGGGGUGAAAUUUGAGAUUGAAGCAUUGUCUGUGCAUUCACUAUCCUUUUUGUCAAAAGAGUACAUAACAUCUAAGAUUCGAGGUGGAGUGCACAUUUAACUCGUCUGAAAUUUUCAGUGUACCUGCUAACAUCUGGGAGAACAUUUAUAUGAUAUCUGCAAGAUUUAAAAGUUAAAACAUAAUCUUUAAACAAUGUUUUAUAGGUAUAGGAAGAAGUCUAGUCAAAUAGAGCCCAAGAACUCUCUUUUGGAUCCAAGAAACGGCUCUUAGAGAUCUUUUUUUCCUUUUGGAAGAUACAAGAGUGAAACACAGCCUAUUGAUAUUGGAAGAGGCAAAAGAGUCUUACAAUGUAUCAUUUUUGGGUCCAAAGAAAUUCUUAGGUAUAGGAAGAAGUCUUAUCAAAUAGAGAUUUUUUCACGCAACCAUCUUCCAUUUGUUAAUACGAUAUAUAAGAAUCAAUGCUAAAAAUAGUACUACACUCUUGAUCAUGAA